This is a messenger RNA of Trifolium pratense (red clover), 2383 nucleotides long. RefSeq names its product probable serine/threonine-protein kinase PIX13. Gene Ontology annotation, biological process: protein phosphorylation. The transcript is spliced from 7 exons. The record is from RefSeq and is a predicted model, not a curated record. Gene Ontology annotation, molecular function: protein kinase activity; ATP binding. Bases 61 to 1392 code for a protein of 443 amino acids. NCBI's taxonomy places the organism in Eukaryota, Viridiplantae, Streptophyta, Magnoliopsida, Fabales, Fabaceae.
CCCUCUAGUUUUCUGCUAGCAAUAUCACUGUUCAAGGAAAGAGCAGAAGUAAAGAACUUGAUGGGGAACUGUUGGACUAGAAGUCUUCAAUCCUCAGGCGAUCGUUCCAACUCCAAUACUGCUCCUGAUACAAACAAUCAAUCAGGGAGUAUUCUGUUUUCUGCCAGACUCAGUAACUUAAGAUUGAUAAGGAACAGCAAUUCCACAUCUCUUGGGCGCAGCAGCAACUCUGGAGGAAAUAGUAGACUAUUUAGUAGCUCUGGAGGAAAUAGUAGACUAUUUAGUAGUAGUAAUAAUCACUCAACAGGCAAUAACACAAGUACAUCCUUUUGGGAUUCUGAGAAUAGCCAGGCUUCUCGAGUAAGAGAUGAGGAAGAGUUCCCUAAUGGGCAUAUCUUGGAUGCUGCAAACUUAAAAGUUUUUACUUGGGCAGAACUGAAAUCAGCUACUAGAAAUUUCCGUCCUGAAAAUGUGUUAGGAGAGGGUGGGUUUGGUAAAGUAUUCAAGGGUUUGAUAAAGGAGGGAGCAGAAUCAAAAAAAGGUGGGGGUUUGACUAUAGCCAUCAAGAUAUUGAAUUCUCACAGUAGGCAAGGACUUGCAGAAUGGCAGUCAGAGGUGAAUUUCUUAGGAAGGCUUUCUCAUCCCAACCUUGUAAAACUGUUGGGAUUUGGGCAUGAGGAUCGUAAGCUAUUUCUCGUGUAUGAAUUUCAGCCCCGCGGUAGCUUGGACAACCACCUAUUUGGAAGAGGUUCAAAUGUUCGGCCACUUUCAUGGGACAAAAGGCUGAAAGUUAUAAUUGGAGCAGCUAGGGGACUAAAUUUCCUUCACUCGGAGAAAAUUAUAUACAGAGAUUUUAAACCCUCAAAUAUACUACUUGACAAGGUAUACACAGCCAAGUUAUCAGACUUUGGCAUGGCCAGAUCUGGUCCUUCUGAUGAUCACUCUCAUGUAUCAACACAGGUUGUGGGAACAAGCGGUUAUGCCGCCCCGGAGUACGUAGUCACAGGUCAUUUGUAUGUGAAAAGCGAUGUAUAUGGAUUUGGUCUUGUUCUGAUGGAGAUAUUAACAGGUAAGCAGAUAGGCGAGAUAAUGCGCAUUGGUGAGCAAACGUCGUUAUGUGAUUGGCUCAAAUCAAACCUAUUAAAUAGAGCGAAAUCGAGAAGCAACAUGGAUCCAAAGUUGGAAGGCAAGUAUCCACCCAACUUAGCUUCACAAAUAGCUCAACUUGCUCUCAAAUGCAUUCAAACAGAGCACAAAAUUAGGCCAUCAAUGAAGGAAGUUGUUGAAACAUUGGAAAGUAUUGAAGCAGCCAAUGAUAAACCAGCUGAUAACAGAAAAAGGACUAGCAAUUCCAGGGAAGUUCAACAACAUGGCCAACUAGAUGGUAGUUAAUACUACUCCCUCCGUACCACAAUAGUGACUUAUAAUUUGGUACGGAGGGAGUACCUAUUAACACCAUCAUAUUCUUUGGAAAUGAUAGAUAAAUGUUUGCACUCAAAGGAGCUUAUGGUUAAAGGUGCAUCCCAAUAUUUUUGGAAUUUGGGUGAAGCCUGAGGUUAACUGCUAAAUGGUAAACUCAUGAUAAUUAGCUUUGAGCACUUCCCUACAACUGAGGCUAAAUAUAUAUUUGUUCAUAGUCAAAUGUUUGUAAAUUAGUACUAAGUUUAGCUUUCAGAGUUUGAACUCAAAAUCCCCUCUUUAGAACAUCUUCGGUGUCCUUCAACUCAUCGACCAAUGUGCCUAUUUGGGACCGUUACUAGGUUUUGAUAAGCCGGCAAGUGAAGGUCCCUUGUUCAAGUACAGUUAAUUUUUUCAUCAAGUUCUUGGAGCUUGUAAUGUAUCCAUCCAUGAUUGAUUAGUUGUUUUGUGUAAAAGUUGUGCUAUUUAAACAUCAAAAUACAAACAUGUAUGUAACAUCGUAUGUUUAUGUCUAUUUCUCUCGUGUUUUUUAUCUUUACAAUUUACAUGAAUUUCAAAAAAUACAGGCAAAAAUUAAAGGACACUUAUUUGGUGUCAAAAUUUUGAUGUCAAAGUAUCAUUUUUCAAUUUGCAUAUUAUUUGGUUCAAACAACAAUAUGCGCAAUAAGUUUAAUAGAGAUCAAAGUGUUCAAAUUGCUCAGAACUACUUUACGGAAGAAUUUAAGAUAACAAUUUCAGUGUACACACGGCGGUCAUAACAACGCACCUUGAGAGUUGAAGUGCGGUGGCUUAGCAGUGAUGCGGCCACUCAUUUGGUGGCAAUCCAGUGAGAUUUGUGUCGCCAAAACUGAAAUGAAAGAAAGUUAGAAAAAGACUCCGGUGAAAGCUCGUAUCUCAGAUUGCGGCGGUGUCGAUAACUGACUAAAGAUUGAAUCUUGUUACCCGAAUUGUUCAUGCCACAAAU